Messenger RNA from Metarhizium robertsii ARSEF 23, 330 nucleotides. Its product is annotated as Nse4. Gene Ontology annotation, cellular component: nucleolar ribonuclease P complex. The record is from RefSeq and is a predicted model, not a curated record. The transcript has a single exon. Gene Ontology annotation, biological process: tRNA processing. The coding region runs from base 1 to 330 and encodes 109 amino acids. Lineage: Eukaryota; Fungi; Ascomycota; Sordariomycetes; Hypocreales; Clavicipitaceae.
AUGUCCCGCCAGGCAAUUACCGAUAUGAGGGCUAUUUCGUUAAAAGCACAAAUUCGACAAAGCCCAGCACUAAAAAGGACAAUCUGCAAGUUUUGCGACUCGCUGCUGGUGGAGGGACAGACGUGCCAUUCGUUCAUCCAGAACCCUAGUAAAGGGGGCCGCAAGCCGUGGGCAGAUGUUCUCGUCAUCGAGUGCAAGACGUGUGGGAAUUCAAAAAGAUAUCCCGUCGAUGCGCCACGGCAAACGCGCAAGGCAAUUCGUUUACGGAAACAGGAGACCCUGUCCGAUAAACAAGGCGGAGUGGCCCAGGAAGGAGAACAAGUUACUUGA